AUGCCGAAUCUACCUCAAGGUGAACGCGAAUUAUUAAAAGAUAAAAUUCGAAAUUUUCAUAAAUCACUGGAAAAGGGUGAAUUUGAUAUGUAUAAGGAACCCGAAUAUGCUUCCCGAACAAAUUGGAUGAUCCAUUCUGUAGUAAUUGCACAAAUAAUAUAUUGGGGUUUUGCAAUGGAUACAAUUAAACGUCUAUCAACUCUGUCAGCUGAUAAAGAGAAUAUUUUGAAUAAAUUAAAGUAUGCAGGAUUUAUGAUACCCCUUGGCAUCUUUGCAAUGUUGCUUAUUCCUUAUUCGACAGUAUCCAGAUUUUCCAUAAUUAUUAAGAAUGAAAAAAUAAUGGCCAAAAUUGAGAACUCAUUAAAAUUACCAUUCUUGCGUACUAAAAUUGUUCCUAUCAAAGAUUUACAUAGUGCCGCACAAUUAUAUAAUGGGAUAGGUGUAUUUGGAUAUGGUGUUCCUAAAGGAAAAAAAAAGGGAAUCAUAGAAAAGUUAGGAAUCGUAAUCCUGAAAAAAAAAGGAACCAAAUUUCUGGGUCAUGCUUUUAAUAGAGACGGCACAUUUAAAGAUCCUAAAUUAUUUGAUCUAUUGUUUUAUAAACCUAAAAAGGUAAGUUAA
Molecule: messenger RNA, 618 nt
Organism: Diversispora eburnea
Lineage: Eukaryota; Fungi; Glomeromycota; Glomeromycetes; Diversisporales; Diversisporaceae
Source: the annotation of a GenBank genome assembly